Molecule: messenger RNA, 3124 nt
Organism: Labrus mixtus (cuckoo wrasse)
Lineage: Eukaryota; Metazoa; Chordata; Actinopteri; Labriformes; Labridae
Gene: hoxc9a
Product: homeobox C9a
Exons: 2
Coding region: 1800-2588 (262 amino acids)
Biological process (GO): embryonic skeletal system morphogenesis; anterior/posterior pattern specification; proximal/distal pattern formation
Cellular component (GO): nucleus
Molecular function (GO): RNA polymerase II cis-regulatory region sequence-specific DNA binding; DNA-binding transcription factor activity, RNA polymerase II-specific
Source: RefSeq, a predicted model, not a curated record
UUGAGACUUCAUUUUCACACGUCUAAUAAGCGUAAUAGCCACUUACCAUUAAUAUUCUUUUGUUAUGAAGUUCUUCGUCUUGUUUAAACUUGUAUUCCACAUUUGGGAUUUAAGGGUACACCGUGCAUAACUACUGUUAUGUCACUUUUGCACAUAAAGAUUGCAAAAACGUAUAACACAUUUCAUGUUUUACUCCCUCGUCUGUAGGUUUGGAGAAAACAAAUGACUUCUCAGUUUUUCAAAAUCACUGGUCCAAAGUAAAGGAAAAACGAUUUUAAAAAAAAAUGUCAUUAUAAGUUCAAUUAGGCACAUCAACGCAUGCAACACACGUAAAAAAAAAAAAAAAAAAGGCUGCAAUUCACUAAUCGCGAGAAAUGGCUUGAUUCGUGAUUAUGCAUGUAAGAGUUAAGUGCAUCACAAUUACACACGCAGCAUCACUAUUUCUAGAUAUGUGCAAAGAUCGCCUUGCAACAAAGCCACCAACUCACUGUGAUUAAAUGCAGGAUUUCUACAUCAGCUAUGUUGUCAUUCUUUUCUGCACUUGUGCAUCAAACGUUCAAUUAUGCAUGUACCAAUUAGUCUAAUACAUGUUCCCUGUGACACUGCUGACUUCACUGGUUACUCUUUCUUCAUCGUAUAUUAGUAGUGUUAUUUUCUGCAGCCCUUUUGAAGAACUCAGUGCUAUUUCACAGCCUCCUCUCUGACAAGCGACACCAUUAUAUAACAGGGUAAAACUUCUGCAAUCAGAUCCAACAGUAACAUGAUCCCUGUUAUGAAAGCUUUCAUGUAUUUAGCCCUUUAACGAACCUUUUUACCUCCUCUGCUUGUAGUCUCCUCUCUCCUGUCCUCGGCCUCCCUCUCUCUCUCUCUCUCUGUGACAGGAAUUGUUUCUCGUACAUUCACCGCUGGUGGUUUUAUGUUGAGCGAGGAACUCGGAUGCAGCCUUAUUAACGACACGUUUAUGAACAAUCAAAUGGUCCUCGUUAAAAUUUAUUGAUGGGCAUAAAAACAUGAACGGUCACUAGCCGAAUAUAGCCCGCUGUAGUGGGCUGCUUGUCAAGAAUUUGAAUCCCCUCCUCUCCUAUCUCCGCAGAUCCCAUUUAGGAAAUAUUUGCUCUGUUGCGCGCUCGUUAAAACGGUGCAAACUUUAUUGUUGAUGCAUCCCGUAUUUUGAACCUCCCUUCUCCUGUCUUCUCUUCAUGCAGCUACUGCGAAGGUUUUUUUUUGAGUGUUGUUUAGAAAUAAAAAGCAUUACACAGGAAGUUCUAAAACCUUCACUUUAUCAGCUCUGUAGCUGGUUUGAUAAAGAUAAGAAGCUUCAAUGAUCCAAUAAACACUUGAAUGCUGUAACACUAUCCACAGCAAUAACUGGGCUACGGUAGGUUUUGCCAGACAGAGAUUAAUGACACCAUCAAAUAGUUCCUCUCUCGGUUUAAGACGUAAUGCGCACAGGGCUGCACUGCGCCGACACGGAUAUACUAUCUCCAAUCCAAAUAAAUAUUUUCUCUUUAAGUAAGCAUGUUGUUGACGUUACCUCUAGAAUGUCCAUGAAAAAAGCAAAGGGGUACUUUCUUUAAUCCCUUUUAUGUGCAACGGUAUCCCAGGAUAAGCGGCGCAUUGAUCCACUGUACAAUUUUUGUGGGGGUAAAUAGAAUCACGUGUCAGCGAGGCAGCCAAUAGCAGGCGAGGAAGCGUUGAGAAAUAAUUACCUGCCUUGAUUGUUCUAUGGCUAGAUAAAAAGUACACAUACACUCCAUAUAAUAAUCGGAUGCAUGUAAAAGAGUCGGGGUAGCUUCGAAAUGUCGACCACGGGUCCCAUAACUAAUUAUUAUGUGGACUCCUUGAUCAACCAUGAAAACGAGGAUGUCCUUGCUGCAACUCGCUUCUCGGCUCCCGGUUCGCACCCAGCCGGCCCUCGUCCUCCGUCUCUAGUACCGGAGUGCGCCGACUACCCUUCCUGCAGCUUCGCACCCAAGCCUCCCGUCUUCUCCACCUCCUGGGCCCCCGUCCACUCCCAGUCCUCAGUGGUUUACCAUCCAUACAGUCACCAACCUCACUUAGCCACAGACUCGAGGUAUAUGCGCUCAUGGCUGGAGCCGAUAUCAGGCGCGGUGCCUUUCCAUGGCUACCCGGGGAGCAGCAGGCACUAUGGGCUCAAGCCCGACGCCUUCCAGGAGCACAGAGCUGGAGAAUGUCUGAGCUCCAGCGGACGGACCUACACGGAUUAUCUGUACUGCUCCUCCACUGACAUGCGGGACAGGACGCCGCAGAAUGUCCCCUCUCCCGAGUCGGAGAUUCUGGCUUCAGAGAAACAUAAAGACGAGAAGCCGGAGCUAGAUCCGAAUAACCCAGUGGCAAAUUGGAUACACGCCCGCUCCACGAGGAAGAAGCGAUGUCCUUACACAAAGUACCAGACUCUGGAACUGGAAAAGGAGUUUUUGUUUAAUAUGUACCUAACGAGAGACCGCCGUUUCGAGGUCGCGAGGGUCCUGAAUCUGACGGAGAGGCAGGUCAAAAUCUGGUUUCAAAACCGACGAAUGAAGAUGAAGAAAAUGAACAAAGAAAAGAGCGACAGCAAAGAACAAUAAUGUGAACUGCAGCAGUGAGAAAACAACACUAAUAACCACUAGUCACAUGGACAGCACAGAUGUACCAAAACACUCCUCGUCUUCAUAUUUAUCACUUUGUUGGAUUUUUGUAUUAAUCUUCUAAUUCUGAGACUGUUUGAUGCUGAUUUUGUUAUUUUCCAGUGCACAUGUAUGUGUUAAAGACAGAAAAAAACACUUCUAUUGAGAUAAUAACAUUCUACGUUCACAUGUUUUUUUGUAAGAGAAAUUAUACAAGUUGCAGUUUGGACACGUUGAAACUGUCUAAGAGAAUACUUGAAUUCUUUUGAAUUUCACAAACCCAUAAUUUAUGAUGUGAAUGUUUUCUUUCAUGUUUAAUUUCCUUUGUACGUUGCCAUGCAGGUGUAGUAUUUUGUACAGAAACAGAACAUCUGCGCUCGGACUCGUCUGUCUUGUAUUUUUUGUGAUAGUCGUUGCUGUAUUUGUGCAUUUCUUCAUUUUUGAUUGUAGCGAGUUGAACUAUAGACUGUAGAUAUAAAUACAAACAUAAUCACUAA